AUGGCCGUGUCCACCCUGUCCGUCUGCUCCAGCGACCUGAGCUAUGGCAGCCGCGCCUGUCUGCCCGCUUCCUCUGACUCCGGUACUGUCUCCUCCUGGGAGGUGGACGACUGUCCAGAGAGCUGCUGCCAGCCCUCAGGCUGUGCCCCCAGCUGCUGCCAGCCCACCUACUGUGCCCCCAGCUGCUGCCAGCCCACCUGCUGUGUCCCCAGCUGCUGCCAGCCCUCCUGCUGUGUCCCCAGCUGCUGCCAGCCCUCCUGCUGUGUCCCCAGCUGCUGCCAGCCCACCUGCUGUGCCCCCAGCUGCUGCCAGCCCACCUGCUGUGUCCCCAGCUGCUGCCAGCCCUCCUGCUGUGUCCCCAGCUGCUGCCAGCCCACCUGCUGUGCCCCCAGCUGCUGCCAGCCCACCUGCUGUGCCCCCAGCUGCUGCCAGUCCACCUGCUGUGUCCCCAGCUGCUGUGCCCCAGCCCCCUGCCUGACCCUCAUGUACACUCCAGUGAGUUGCAUGUCCAGCCCCUGCCAGUCAGCCUGCAGCAGCUCCUGCACACCCUCGUGCUGCCAGCCCUCCUGCUGCACCUCCGCCCCCUGCCAGCAGCCCUGCUGUGUGCCUGUCUGCUGCAAGCCCGUGUGCUGUGUGCCCGCCUGCUCUGGGCCUGCCCCCUGCCCCUCAUCCUGCUGCAGACCCUCCUCCUGCAUGUCCGUCAUCUGCCGCCCCGUGUGCAGGCCUGCCUGCUGCGUGCCCGUCUCCUCCUGCUGUGCCCCCUCCUCCUGCCGGCCCACCUGCUGCCGCCCGGCCUCCUGUGUGUGCCUGGUCUCCCGCCCCGUGUGCUCCCGCCCAGUCUGCUGA
Messenger RNA from Molossus molossus (Pallas's mastiff bat), 846 nucleotides. RefSeq names its product keratin-associated protein 4-3-like. Gene Ontology annotation, cellular component: keratin filament. Bases 1 to 846 code for a protein of 281 amino acids. The transcript has a single exon. Lineage: Eukaryota; Metazoa; Chordata; Mammalia; Chiroptera; Molossidae. The record is from RefSeq and is a predicted model, not a curated record.